AUGCGCGUCGUAUUCGCCACAGCUUGGUUUGCGCUCCUUACUGCUGGCACCGUCGUCCUCUUUGGCGCUGAGCCGGUGUCAGCAUCAACUACGACCAACUUUGGCGGGCAAGCGUCUCCAGUCCACCUCCGCGAGUCGUCGGGUGCUGUCGAUAAAGCACACAAUGGCAUGAACAUUGUCUCUAAUACGGAAGACCUGAAGGAGCUAAUUGCACAAACAGCAAACAAGCCGUUCGACGAGAUUCAGCGCGAUAUCGAGAAGGUAUUCGAGGACCUCCUAGAGGAGUUGAAGGAGCAGUUUCCCCCACACGACCAAGCGCCGAACCAUGCAGAGCGCAGAGGCAACGUUUCUCUGGUCGUGCGCAAAGCAGAAGAGGCGUUCAUCAAGUUAGGUGUGCAAUAUGGGAUGCCGGAGAAACAGCUUCGGAAGCAUCUCGACCCAAUCAUGAAACACGUCGAGGACAUCGUCGUUAUCAUCGGUCGGUCCACCCCAUACGCCCAUACCAUACGUUACGAUCUCACGUUUUACAGGGGACUCGGCGGAACAACACCCAGUCUUGUUCAAGAUUUUGAUUAUUUCCGGCAUCAUGCUCAUCAUCCCAGAGUCGUGGUUGUUGAACAAGGAGUGGUGUGGCGUAGCUGA
Messenger RNA from Fomitopsis serialis, 642 nucleotides. RefSeq lists its product as uncharacterized. Bases 1 to 642 code for a protein of 213 amino acids. The transcript is spliced from 3 exons. The record is from RefSeq and is a predicted model, not a curated record. NCBI's taxonomy places the organism in Eukaryota, Fungi, Basidiomycota, Agaricomycetes, Polyporales, Fomitopsidaceae.